Manduca sexta (tobacco hornworm) is the source of this 2668-nucleotide messenger RNA. RefSeq names its product maltase A1. Gene Ontology annotation, biological process: carbohydrate metabolic process. The record is from RefSeq and is a predicted model, not a curated record. Bases 261 to 2093 code for a protein of 610 amino acids. The transcript is spliced from 11 exons. NCBI's taxonomy places the organism in Eukaryota, Metazoa, Arthropoda, Insecta, Lepidoptera, Sphingidae.
CCACUAAAUCAGGAUCACAAUAUUAUUAAGAUAGCAAUAUCUAUUUCACAAGUACUUCUAAAUCCUUGUUACAUCUCACUAUUAAAGUAUAGACUGUUAAGGACUCACUUAUUGCAAGUACGGAGAGCGCACGAUACACAGGUGCAUUCGAAAUAUUGUUGUUGUUUUUUUAGAAAAUCUUCCAUAAUAGGACAUGUCAUAAAAAAACAUAUUUCUUUUUAAAUAACACUAAGCAUAUAGGAAUAAAGAGAAAAAUCGAAAUGCGAGCUAUAUUAAUAUCUGUUUUGGCCGCGACUUUCGCCGACUUGGUCUGUGCUGAUGUGUGGUGGGAAUCCGCCACCAUCUACCAGAUCUACCCUCGCUCCUUCAAGGACAGUGACGGUGAUGGCAUUGGAGAUUUGAAUGGAAUAACAGAAAAGCUGCCCUAUCUAAAAGAUACAGGGGUCGACGCAAUAUGGCUGUCGCCCAUCUAUUCGUCCCCUAUGUACGACUUCGGGUACGAUAUUACAAACUACAAGGAGAUUUCUUCCGAGUAUGGCACAAUGGAGGACUUCGAUAAUCUUAUGAAAGAAGCAAAAAACUUGGGUAUUCGCGUGGUAUUAGACUACGUUCCUAACCACACGAGCAACGAGAGUGAUUGGUUUGUAAAAUCCGCUAACCGGGAAUCGGGCUAUGAGGACUAUUACAUCUGGGCUGAUGGGAAACUCAGUCCUAAUGAUUCUAAUCAACUUUUGCCUCCUAACAACUGGGUCAGCAUAUUCCGCAAGAGUGCGUGGCAAUACCAUCCUAUAAGGCAACAAUUCUACUUACACCAGUUUGUAAUAGGCCAACCCGACCUUAAUUAUCGCAACACCAGAGUUCAAGAAGAGAUGAAGGAUGUCCUCCAUUUUUGGUUGGAUAAAGGCGUGUCUGGGUUCCGCGUGGACGCCGUUAACAUUAUGUAUGAAGUGGACCCCAGCAAGCACGACGGGAAGUACCCCGACGAACCGCCAUCUGGAACACCCGGUACCACUCCAGACGACUAUGAAUAUUUAGAUCACAUAUACACAAAAAACAUGGAAGAGACGUAUGACGUAGUUUACGACUGGCGAGAUUUGCUCGACGAGUACAUAGCUCGUCAUAACGAAUCCAAGGUUAUGAUGACGGAAUGCUACGCGGAUUUAUCCGACAUGAUCCGUUACUAUGGCAACGGCGUCAGAAACGGUUCAGUGCCUUUCAACUUUCUCUAUUUGGAGGGAUUAAAGAAAGAGUCGAAUGCAGAAGACUUCAAGAUGGUAAUCGAUAAUUGGAUGAAUAACAUGCCUGCUGGGAAGACGGCAAAUUGGGUGAAUGGUAACCACGAUCAAAGCCGCGUGGGAACUAGACACGGCGUCAAAAGGAUAGAUGCCUUGAAUAUGCUAGCGCUCAUGUUGCCUGGAAUCUCUCUUACUUAUCAGGGUGAAGAAAUCGGCAUGACCGAUGGUUCUAUAAGCUGGACGGAUACAAAGGACCCGCAGGCUUGCAACACCGACGACCCUACGAACUACUGGAUGAAGUCACGUGACCCGGCCCGUACCCCUUACCAGUGGGACGGCUCUAAGCACGCUGGUUUCUCAAACAGCAGCGGGGACACCUGGUUGCCUGUUGCUGAUAAUUACGAAACAGUCAACCUGGCGGCGCAAAUAAAUGUCGUCAAAAGCCAUUACACGUUCUACAAAGAUGUGGUCGCGAUCAAGAAGUCACCUGCUGUUCGGAGGGGUAAUAUGGACAUCAGAGCUCCGUCCAAGGACAUUUUAGUAGUUACCAGGCAAUUAUCAGGUAAUCCUGGAUUCGCUAGUAUUAUCAAUUUAUCAGACCAACAACAAAGAGUGAAUCUGUCUGCUGUGGGCUUAUCUGAUCGACUGAGAGUAGCCGCUUCUGGUGUAGACUGUACCUUAGAAAAAGGGGCGCAAGUUACCAAAGACAACAUAGCUGUUUCACCUCACUGUGCCAUAGUUUUAACAACAACUGCGCAAAACGCCAACAACGGCUGUCUAACGCCCAAGUUCUUUAUGAAACCUUUAUUCAUGUACUUUUCAGUAUUUUUGUAUAGAUACUUUUAUAUUAGGUACUAAUUGUAAACUUUAGAAUAUUAACUAGUAGGCCUCUUAUAUGUGAGGGCCCAUCUGGGUUGUUACCAUUGCAGUAUCUAUUUUUUCCAAGCAGCAGUGUACGGGCAAGUGGCUUUAAGUUAAACUAAAGUAAUGAUUUAAUCCAAUUUUAUUUUACAAUUAAUCAAUCAACUAUAUACAGCUUCAUGCUUUGGGACACAUGGUCAUGCUUCCAGGAGGUGGCAAGAUGACAUUUUAAUAAAUUCUUAUGGACAAAUCACUUUCAACAUACAAAGUCCUGUGAUCUUAACAUACUAUGAACAUAUGUGUUUACUUCUUUUUUUUUAAAUUAUUGUGUAGAUCACAAGUCACUACCACCAUCCCUACAUAAAGACAUGUGUGCAAAGCUUUAGUUUCAACGGUCACCAUUCAUUAAAAGUCCAUAGCACCUUCUAGAAAGCACAAGCAGUCAACUUUGUUUAUAAUAAGAUCUAAAUCCUUCUUUGAUAUAAUUUUCCUUUUAUUUGUUGAGGUGUAUGCAUAUGUCUCCUUAGCUAUUGUUUCUAAAAAUAAUUCCUGCAAUAAAGGAUAUAUGUUAA